Messenger RNA from Micropterus dolomieu (smallmouth bass), 1963 nucleotides. It is a transcript of the gene btr33, whose product is annotated as bloodthirsty-related gene family, member 33. The record is from RefSeq and is a predicted model, not a curated record. Gene Ontology annotation, molecular function: zinc ion binding; protein binding. Bases 28 to 1680 code for a protein of 550 amino acids. The transcript has 8 exons. Lineage: Eukaryota; Metazoa; Chordata; Actinopteri; Centrarchiformes; Centrarchidae.
UCACGUUUCACAUUCAGCAACAAGGUGAUGGCCUCCCCCAGUGUUCUGCUGUCAGAGGUGCAGUUUCAGUGUUGUAUCUGUCAGGAUGUUUUCUCUGAGCCCGUCUCCAUCCCCUGCGGUCACAGCUUCUGCUUCGCCUGCAUCACUUCACACUGGGAUGACAGCCUCGCCAUCAGCUGUCCCAAAUGUCAGAUAGGCUUUGAGGGCCGCCCAGAGCUUUGUGAAAACUCCUUUGCCAAGGAAAUGUCAGAGAAGAUCAGAGCGAGAAGGCAGAACGGCGGGAUGCCAAUGGCACGGAAAUGCAUCAAUUGUGAUGUAUGCGAGAGAAAGCAAACAAAGGCCCUGAAGUCCUGCCUUGUGUGUCUGACCUCAUAUUGUGAGAGUCACCUGGAGCCACACCUGAGAGUUUCCACUUUGAAGACUCACAAGCUAAUUGAACCUGUGGCAACGCUGGAGAACCGGAUGUGUAAAAAACACCAGCGGCUCCUGGAGCUGUUCUGCAGAAGCGACCAAAGGUGCGUCUGCGUGCUGUGCACGGAGACCGACCACCGCAGUCACGACACCGUCCCAGUGGAGCGAGAGAGUCAGCAGAAAAAGGCUCAGUUGAAAAGGAUCCAGGCUGAUGUUCAGCAGGUGAUCCAAGGCAGACUGCAGAAAGUGGAGGAGAUCAAACACUCUGUGGAGCUCAGCAAAGAAAACUCAAAGCGGGAAAUAGUGGAAAGCAUGGAGGUCUUCUCCACUCUGUUUCACUUCAUGGAGAGAAGUCAGGCUGAGCUGGUGGAUGUGAUCCAGAGGAAGCAGGCAGCAGCAGAGCAGAGGGCAGAGAGGCUCAUUGCAGAGCUGGAGCUGGAAAUCACUGAGCUGGAGAGGAAGAGAAGUGAGAUAGAGCAGCUUUCUCACACUGAGGACCACCUCCAUCUUCUGCAGAGGUUUUCAGCUCUGAGUUCUGCUCCACCUGCCAAAGCCUGCUCUGACAUCUUCGUCCACUCAGAAACAUGUUUGGGGACUGUCAGGAGAGCGGUGGCCGACAUUGAAGAGCAGCUUCAAUCAGCUUUGAAGAAGCUUUCCAUUCAAGAGCAUGAGAAGGUGCAGCAGUAUGCAGCUGAUGUACAUCUGGACCCCGGGACAGCCAACCCAUGGCUGGUUCUGUCAGAGGAUGGGAGACAGGUCUGGGAUGGAGAUGUUGAACAGAACCUGGUGGACAUACCUGAGCGUUUUGACACGGCACCAUGUGUCCUCGCCACCAGGGGUUUCACCACAGGGAGGCACUACUGGGAGGUAGAAGUGGGAGACAAAACAGCGUGGGACUUGGGCGCAGCUCGAGAGUCAGUCAACAGGAAGGGCGUGGUCACACUGAGUCCAGAGGACGGUUACUGGGCUAUUUGUUUGAGGAAGGGCUGUGAAUACCGGGCAUGUGCAGGACAGGCGGAGCUGCUGUGUGUCCCUCAGAGGCCGCAGGUUGUUGGGGUGUUUUUAGAUUACGAGGACGGGACGUUGUCCUUUUACGAUGCAACGGCCAAGUUACACAUCUAUUCCUUUAAACACUUCCAAUUCACUGACGCCAUGUUUCCCUUUUUUAACCCAGAUAUGAGAGACAGCGGGUGCAACAAAUCGCCUCUUAUAAUCCGCCCUGUCAGUGUGGUCAAUGGAGGCGAGGAUUUAGAUGACAUAACAAUCUGAUGUGAAAUGGAUAUUCAGCGUCUGUUUUGCAAGUCAUGGUGUUUUGUUUUAAACCGCAUAAAACUGCUCUGUGUUGAUAUGAACAUUUUAAUUACACCUCAGUGACCUACACCAUUUGUAAACUGAAAUGAAACAAAUCAACUUUUGUGUUAUUCUAAAUGUGAACGAAGUAUCAAGCAGUAGUAUGGUUUAUUCUGCCAGCAAUGAAUCCGAAGGUAUACAUGGUGUUUUAGAUUAAGGCUGUACAUAGUGUACAAUAAAUAGACUUCAUUUGUCACCUAAA